ACGCCUUUCCAUUCCGUAUGACGAUUGGGAUGCUCUUGUAAUCAAUGGCUGUGAAGGUAACUCCUGAAACGAAGUUAUAGUGCUAUUCGAUGAUCAAUCAUCUGACGUUUUUGGAGUUAGAAUUUUAUUUUUAUGGUAGGAACAAUGCGGUUGCUUGUUGUUUCAAAAGUGCGCUGCCGACUCGAAGACCAGCCAUAAAAACAAGGAUGAGUCCCUUGUCGACAAGUAUGGAUGCAGUUGAAGGAUCACGGUUUCAAUUACCAUGGCACAGAAGUCAUGUAUAGUGGUGUCUUGGGCACAGAACUUACGUGUGAAAUUUGCAUCGGCUGUGUGUACUAUCAAUGACUUCGUCAUAUGGUUGGAGACAAGUAUCAGGUGAGAUCCACUGGUGCUGUGAAUCCUGUGACACGACAGCCUGUUAAAGGGCGAAAGUUUGGAAGUGGUAUUCGUUUCGGAGAGAUGGAGCGAGAUUCGUUACUUGCUCAUGGUGCAGCGUACUUGUUGCAUGAUAGGCUACAUACUUGCUCAGACUAUCCAACUGCGGACAUUUGUGUUCGAUGUGGAAGUCUGUUGCCUACCCCACCUGUAAUUCAGCAGAAGAGCAGUGCAGCUUUUGCUAUGGAAUUAGGGUCAAGUAAAGAGAGCAAAGUCAUCAAAAAAAGUGUGCAAUUCAAGUCGGGAUAUUGAGCUUGUGGCCAUGCCUUACGUUUUCAGAUAUCCUGCCUCAGAGUUGGCAGCCAUGAACAUCAAAUUAACACUUACAAUUAGCAAUGGCUGAUAUAUAAAAGUAUAUCUAUUUUCAGCUUCACAUCCU
Marchantia polymorpha subsp. ruderalis is the source of this 814-nucleotide messenger RNA. The record is from the annotation of a GenBank genome assembly. NCBI's taxonomy places the organism in Eukaryota, Viridiplantae, Streptophyta, Marchantiopsida, Marchantiales, Marchantiaceae.